UAUGUGUGCUGGCAACAUUGAUACACUUUCAAAAAUUACGGAUGUUGCCAUUAUGAAAUUCUGUUGUUGCUAGAAGUAAUAAUAUUCAGCCCCCGUAGGUAUCUCACAUCGACGUAAAAAUCUCUACGGCUAUUCAAUAUUGAAAAUGUCUGAAUCUAAAUUGAAAGAGUUACGGAGUGAUAUCGAUGAACUUACUGAGUUAUCGAAGCUUGCCAAACGCAAGAAGGUUCAGGACAUUUUGUCUUUAGAAAUUCGCAAGUUAGAAACUGAUUGGAUAAAUAUAAAAGAAAAAGAGAAAUCCGUCACACCUAUGGAAGCCGAUCCUGUGCCGACAACGUCUGUGCCCGUUAAAAUUAAGAGAUACCAAAUUAAAUUAAAUGGUUAUGGUUGGGAUCAGUCUGAUAAAUAUGUCAAAAUCUUUGUCACUUUGAAGAAUGCUCACACUAUACCAAAAGAACAAGUUUACUGUACACUCACGGACCGUUCAAUGGAACUACAUGUGGAGAACCUUGAGAACAAAGACUAUUUGCUUGUAAUUAAUAAACUGCUUGAACCUAUCAAUAUUGAGGAGAGCCACUGGAAACAGAAAACAGAUAUGAUUGUAGUCUUCUUGGCAAAAUCACGUCCAAAUAUAACAUGGUCGCAUGUAAUUGAAAUCGAAAAGAAGUUUGAAGAUCAACGCAACAACCGUUUCAAAGCUGAUGAUUCAGACAAAAAGGACCCGCAGGAUUCCGUCAUGGACUUAAUGAGAAAAAUGUAUGAGACUGGUGAUGAUGAAAUGAAACGCAUGAUAGCAAAGACGAUGUAUGAAUCACAGCAUAAGAAGAAAACUGAUCUUGUAGAUCUUUAAAUAUAAUGUCUAGUUAAUGUAAGAGUAAUAAAGUAAAGGUACCUACUGCUUAAUAAUAUGA
Molecule: messenger RNA, 911 nt
Organism: Diatraea saccharalis (sugarcane borer)
Lineage: Eukaryota; Metazoa; Arthropoda; Insecta; Lepidoptera; Crambidae
Source: the annotation of a GenBank genome assembly